UUUUACAGGUGUGGAAAAUUUAUGGUAACUAUGUGGUCAGACAGUAAUUAUUUACUGAUAAUAGAUAUUGAGAUUCAGAAAGUUAAAGCUUUAUAACCAUUAAAAUACAAAUUACCAACAUAACCUAUUAAAGCAAAAAGUAAAUAUGCUUAAAUCAGUCUCUAAUAAAAGUUCUUGCAGCAUUUUUCUUACUUUGCCUAUCUGUAAACUUCAGUUAUCAAUGGAAAUAUUUGUUCCUUGGUUUGUGUGUGUACAGUGAAACUAAUGUCUACUGAUAAACGUAAUCCUUCCAAGUCUAUUGAUAUGCUACUUACCUUAGUUCAUAGCUGCAGGUUUUUUGUGUGACUCCCAGAAACUUCUCAAAUCAUAGCUUUUUAAUGCAGGAAGAGCCCACAUACUCUGGUGUGAAGAGAAUGGCUGUGACUUUAGAACAGGCCCGGAGGGUGGGCUAUACACUUCUGAAAGGACUCCUGAGGUUCAGCUUCAUGGUUGCCAAUAACCUGGUUGCUAUUCCAUCCUACAUCUUGUAUUUAAUUAUACUGCAGCCUCUUCAACUGUUGGAUAGUAAGCGGUUCUGGUAUAUCGAAGGAGUGUUAUUUAAAUGGCUUUUAGCUAUGGUGGCUUCCUGGGGCUGGUGGGCAGGAUAUACAGUAGUCGAAUGGGGAGAUGAUGUUAAAGAGGUUUCAGAAGAUGAAGCCAUGAUGUUGGUGAACCAUCAAGCAACAGGAGAUGUCUGCACGCUAAUGAUGUGCCUUCAGGAUAAAGGCACGGUUGUCCGUCAGAUGAUGUGGCUGAUGGAUCAUAUUUUUAAGUAUACAAACUUUGGGAUUGUAUCGCUGAUCCACGGAGACUUCUUUAUAAAACAGGGGAAAGCUCACCGUGACCAGCAGCUUGUGCUCCUAAAGGAGCAUCUAGACAAACAUUACAGGAGCCGUGACCGGAAGUGGAUUGUACUGUUUCCAGAGGGCGGCUUUCUUAGGAAAAGGAGGGAAACAAGCCAGGCAUUUGCCAAGAAAAACAAUUUGCCAUUUCUUACACAUGUCACCCUACCAAGACUGGGAGCAACACAAGUUAUUCUGAAAUCACUUGUAGCUCAGCAAGAAAAUGGAGCCCCAGCAGGUGGAGAUGCGAUGGUAGCAGAGAGCAAAUCAAAAGGUCUUCAGUGGGUGAUAGAUACAACCAUUGCUUACCCUAAUGAAGAACCUAUAGACAUCCAGACCUGGAUUCUUGGCUACAGACGACCGACUGUCACACAUGUACAUUACAGGAUUUUUCCAAUUAAAGAUGUACCUGCACAACCUGAAGCCCUCACUGAUUGGCUAUAUCAACGAUUCAUUGAAAAAGAGGAUCUCUUGUCACAUUUUUACAAAACAGGAGCUUUUCCUCCUCUUCAGGGUCAAGCAAAGGCUAUUUCCCGAGAGAUGACCCUCAACAACUUGUGGCUAAUUGUCAUACAGUCCCUUGCAUUUUUGUCGGGCGUUAUGUGGUACUGCAUCCUUCAGUAUUUUUAUCAUUGCCUAUUUUAGAAGUUGAAAGGGACCUGAGGACACUUUGAGAAGCCAGGCUCUUGAAAAUCUGCAUCAUGUUUAUGUGUGCAAAUGUGAAUAUACAAGAAUAAAGGAAAAUGCUGGAUGGAUUUUAACCCCUCUUAGGGGAGAUUUUAAACUCCACUAAAAGUGAGGAUCAGUAAUAUCGUGACCUGAUGAUGUAUUUUAAGAACUGUCCAUAUUUUUAAAAGGUGGAUACCCCCCCACUCUUAAGCAAAUUCAGCAUUUGGACAAGAGGUGCAAUUGUACAACCACUGUAGAAGAAAGUCUGCAACAAAAAAGUUCUAACACCGCAGGUAUUUCUCGGCAUUGUAGUUAAAGCUCAGAAAAUUCAUCAAUUUUGUUUCUCCAGUAGUCUGCACUACAAGUUGUGUGGUUAGAGAUCCUUCAUUUGCAAAAACUCAAGUUUUACUGCUGGGAUCAGUUAAACAUUCUGCAGAGCUGGUUACGGUAUCUUAACUGCUCCUUGAUCAGCCAUCGUUGUAUUAGACACACCAUUCCUAAGGACGACACCCAAGUGAGAGCCAGUGUCAGCAAUGUUUUUUGGGAGAAAACAGUGCUCAGAAAGGUGUUUCAGUAUCAUAAUGUGUUUAAAAAUUAUGUGCACCUGAUAAAUCAGCCCAUUACCAUUGAGUUCCAUGUUCCAGUGUAUUCCUUCUUGUGAGGGAACUUUAAAAAGUCACAUCACUUGAUUAGUUCCCUUUUGUGUUUAAAAUGUGUUCCAUAAAUUGAUGAUUGUCUUUUUGCAAAAUGCACUUUUAAAGAUGAAAAUACAGUGAAGGAAAGGUAUAUAGCUUACAGGAAAAAGCAAGCUUUAUCUAUAGCAUCUUGGAAUUUUAAGAGGCAUUAGCUCUUCCUGCUGCCCUUCUGUGUUGGAUACCAAACUUUAGCCAAUAUGAUGGUGUUAUAGCUUAGAAACCUUUUUUCCAUUUGUUGCAACAGCACUAAAUACAUUUGUGGCAGGGUUUAAGCAAAUCAAUGCCAAAUCAUCAAUAUUUUGCUUAGGAAGAAUAUUAGGAAGUUGGUGUCUUUUUAAAAAAGUGGGUAUAAGUGCUGGCCUAAAGCUAUAGGAAAAUGUUCAACCUAUUUGUUGGGGGGAGGAGGGGGGAAGGAAUAACUAUACAGAGAGCAGUAUUAACCUGCCACCAUGCUGAAAGUGUCAGUCUGACUAAAAGAAGAAUUAAAAGGCAGCCUGGCACAAAACAGAUUUUCCUAUGUCUGGCUUACAAAUCUUUUGAUGGGAAGUCAGCGCUGUGGGUUCUCACUUCUGACAGGUUUAGUUGGCAUCAUGUUCAUGUGAUUACAGAGAUAAAAAAGAACUAUUCCUAGAAUACCAUUACUCUUUAUAAGUACAGAACAUGUAGUCAGAACUUAGAGUUACUAUGGUGUAUUAUCUUUCAUGGAUUGUAACUUUACUGAGAGCAAAGUAAGCCAACAGCAGUUGUAUAUGUUGAGUUUGUGGUAUAGAUUCCCUGUUUUUCCUUAAGCUCCUGAGAACCAGUUUUGAUAAGUAGUGUACAGAAUAAAAAUACAAAACAUAGCUUCAUAUUUUUCCUUUUGCUUUUGGGGGAAAACAAACCAAAAAAAGGGAAAGAUGUGAAUUUUUGUGGCUGAUAAUAAAAUGAUGCAUUAUAGAAGAUCAACUGAAAUACCUCAUGGACUAUUACGAUACCACUACAGGUGAAAUGCAGAAGACAGUGUUAAUGUUUAGCUUAGUGUUCAGUAUAAGCUGCAGUUUUCAAACUCAAACUUCCUGAUAACUAACACCCACACCCCCCCUACACACUGAGCUGAAUUGCAGUGUAAGAACAAAAUCAAACAAAAUACUGCAAAGGGAGGCCAGUUUGGAACAUGAGAAUUUUCCUUUACACUUGUCCAUUCUUGUUAAACUAUAACUGAAGUAAGCAAUGCAUUUCAUCUGCCAUAUUUCAGGAGGGAAGUUCAAUACCAACCAUCAUAAAUGUGGCCGUAAAUAGUAGGCCAGGUCUGAACAAGAGUGUACUGGAAAUGAUCUGCAGAGUGCAAGUGGCAGACUGUUUUUAUUUGUCUUACUAACAUAUGAUUUGGUUGGAACUAUGUGGUUGUUACCCACAUUCCAAUGUUCCCAAUUCAAAACAAAAUAAGUUGAAGGGGUUGAUAUAGAAAGGGAAGAUUGUGUCUAAGCAAGUUGCACAACAGUAGCAUGCAUCAAACUACUGUUCAUUAUAAACCUGAUACUGCAUGCAAAGAGUAUAUUGCUUUUCUAAUGCAGUAUGUUGUUUCCAGUGACCUAGCGUGACACACUAAGUACUCACAUGCUGCCUAAUGAAAUAGUAGGAGUGAGCAGUAGUGUGCUGAGAUGGGCAUAUGAUUUACCCAGUUCGUUUGGUGGUUAUUCAACCUGUUCCCUUUUUUUUUAUAUUGCAAAAUAUUUUUGUUUUAAGGCACUGAUUGUAGUUUCAAUGGGGAGAUUAAGUCACAUUAGAUUGGUUCUCUCCUAUCUGCACUGGAAGAUGUGAAGAGUGUGUUGUGCAUGGUUGAAUUAGGUGACAUUGGAAAGACACUGCUGUUAGGAAUUCUGAGUAGAAGUACCAUCCCAUCGUGGACUUAGAUGCUAGUUUAUGAAGGAGAAUAAAACAGGAGUGUUAAAAGGAUUUUUUUUAUUAAGGGAAAAAACAUAUAAAAUAUAGGUAAUAUAUAGGAAAUAUGGUAAUUAAAUACCCUGCUGGUCUAGACUGUUUGGAGAUUAGCAGGCUAUCUUGUAAAAUAUGCAACUCCUUUGAGUGAUAGUUCAGUUACCUGCACCUGGUUCGUGAUCAUAGCAGUAGUGGACACUUUGCUGCAAGCUACCCAGGGGAUUUCUGUUUAGAACAGUUUUCUCUGGAGAGAAAAAUGCAUCUAGUAGAAAAUUAAUUUAAUGGUAAAAGUACCUGCCAAGUUGCAGUAUAAUUAAUACAACUUUGAAUUGAUGGUGUAAGGAGCAGUAUUGUGGGGGAAUAUCUAAAACAAUGCAGGGUGAAAAUAUCUGCAGGACAUUUAAUUAUACAGAUUGUGGAACUGUUAAUUUUUCUACUACUUUAGAACAUGAGGGAGAACUAAAGAGAAUUUUUUAAAAAUUGCAAAUGUUGGUUCCAUGUUUUAGAUCGUACAUCUUUUUAAAUUGGUUAAUAACCACUUUGUGAACAAACAAUAUAGCCUUAGUAGUUCAGAGUUGCUGCUUUUUGGAUCCCAUAAAUGAUUAACAUUGUACCAUUCACAAAUUAUAGAACCGCUGUUUUUUUCCCUUUUGUGACUAUCCUUUCCGUACAGGUCCUCUUGUAACUUACAAACCGUUCGACCAACUCUUUCAGUCAUGAUUUGUCUUGAAAGAGGGUUUUUUUAAGUUGCUAUAGUCAUAUUUAAAAAGCCAGGCUUUUAUUUGUGUUUCUCAGUUAAAAUAAAUAAAUAAAUAAAUCUUUCUCUUCUAGAAGUCAUCAGAAAUAAGUUGCAACUUAUUGCAUCUAAAAUAUAACUACUGUUGGGGUGGUAUGCAUUAUUCACAAAAAGAUGGAGCGAACUGUCUUUUUUUUGUUUUUUCCCUCCCCUCAUUGCCACAAGUGCUGUGAACCUUUACAUCUGUUUGUAGAAAACAAUAAAAAUACCGAAUACUGUGUGUGGCAGGUAUUAGACUGGUCCACUUUACCUUGGCAUAAAAUUUACCUUGGGACCAAAGCUACUUAAAUCUGGGAUUUCCAAAUUGCAAAACUGUUUGGGGGUUAAGGUUUGGGGUUUGGUUUUUUGGUAGUUGGCCUGAACUAUUUUGUGCUGAUAUAACAAAAUCAGAUGGAAUAAAGUAACUGUACGAAUGAAGGUACUGUACUGUUUGGAAAUAAUGCAGCCAUAUGAAAGAAAAUGUGGUAUUUUGCAAAAUUGCAUGUGUGUUAAUUUUUACAUUUAAUUGUUUUUAAAACAGUUGGAAAAGCAAAAUUAAAAAAGAAAAACCACCUGUACUUGAGUUGCAAGGUCUGCACACAUUAUUAACAUUUCUGAAUUGUCUUAUUUUUAUUGUGUACAACUGUAGGCUACAUGGCUGUGAUACAGAGAAAAAUCUUUAAAAGUAAGGAGUCUAUGCAUUUUACAGUUAAACUUUUUAUUUUACCAUUGGGUAAUAAAACAAUUAUACAUUGAACAUCUGUUGUGUUAAAGUGAGUUGAUUUCCUUUAAACUUAUAACAAAAAGGUGUUUAUUUUGUACAACGAAAUUUAGUUUUCUUGAUGCCAUAUUGUUAACGUUAGUCUCUCUGAAUUUUCCCUCUCCCUGUUGUGUAUCUGCGCUUUGUUGUGUAUGGUCAGAGUGAAUGCAAAAACUUGUAGUUAGUUAUGAAAAGUGAUUUUGCAAAGGGCUGGUCACACUUGGAUUUAUUUUACUUACUUCUUCCUUAGAUAUUUUUAUCAAAUCUUUGCAACAACCAAGACAUUUUUCAGUAAUUUAGAUACAGAUACCAAAAGAGAUGUUUCUUUACAGAGACUAAGAGGUGACUCUUUUUGUUUAAGUGUGACAAAAUAAAGUUGAUUUUUCACGAUUCCAUGGUUUUAACCCUUCAUCGUUGAUAUGAUAUUUUUGUUUGAUGUGGAAGGGUGAGGUUGUACUAAAAUGUCCACUGUGGUUACCAUGGAAACAUCAAGUAGCAAAAUUGUGUUUCUGCUCCCAGUGCAGCUUGGGUUUUAGUUAGUGCAUAUAUGUUAUUACCGUAUUUCAAUAUUAAUUUAAAAUUAUAGAUUGUUGCUGUUUCUGGAGACUUGUCUUUCUGGGUCAGAACUGAUUUUUGAACUAACAAAAGAAAAAGGUGGGAAGAGGAAGAGCAACUUCUGCAACUCCUUUCUCUAGCAAAACUUUCUUUACAUUCAUUGGAAGCUUUGCUGGAGUAAGGACUGCAGAAUUUGGCCCAAAGGUUCUAGAGCCAAGCCAUGCAUUCUUUCUACGUCUAAAAUCCUCCUUGAAGGUGAUGGAAGUUCAGAGCAUGUAAAGAAUACAGGAUCUGGGCCCUAAGUAAGCCAUGGACUGCCUUCAAGCUAGAAAGAUGGGAAUUCAGUUUUUUCCUAGAAAGUGUUGCCAUCUUGUAUGUUUCUGAUGUGUGAAGCGCUCUAAUUUUAAACAACUUCAGCCAGGCAAAGCAGUAUACGCUGCACCAUACAUUCCAUGGCCCUGAACUAUAUAUCUUAACAGUAGCACUUACCAAGUGUCAUUUUUAGUGUUGUUAAGUUAACAUUUUAACAAAUAAUAUUGUACACAGUAAUAGGUAACAGAAAAAUGGAACUCUUUGGAGUACACUGAGGCAUCUUGCAUAAUCGGUAGAACAGUGCAAUGGUUGUAGUUAUGUCUACCUCUUCAUUUCCCUUCUGGGUUUUGUUUGUGUUUUUCUGUGAAAAAAGUGUAUAGAAAAAAGGGGGUGAGCGGAAACGUGAAAGCUGAAUUUAAAGCACUACGAGAUCCAGUGCUGACCAGCCCUAUUCUAAUGUGUUGAAAAAAGCCAUUGUUUUUAAUUCCUACUUAAUAUGAAAAUGUUUGGGUUUUAAAACAAAAAAACAAAAAAGUUCCUUCCUGUUGGAAAAAAACGUAUUUUUAAAAGGACAAAAAAAAUCCCUCUUUGGCUAUGAGAAUGUCAGCUGUAUGAGCAGGUGUGACCAUAUCAUAACAUGCUGAUCAGAUAUAAAUCAAUAAAUUUUUACCUCUCAGGACUCUGA
This is a messenger RNA of Chelonia mydas (Green sea turtle), 7249 nucleotides long. RefSeq names its product lysophosphatidylglycerol acyltransferase 1 (gene LPGAT1). The record is from RefSeq and is a predicted model, not a curated record. Gene Ontology annotation, cellular component: endomembrane system. The transcript has 8 exons. The coding region runs from base 378 to 1526 and encodes 382 amino acids. Lineage: Eukaryota; Metazoa; Chordata; Testudines; Cheloniidae. Gene Ontology annotation, molecular function: acyltransferase activity.